CCCAAUUUUAUCCGAACGAGUGAAAAGCAGCGUCGAUUUUUCGUCACUUCUUGAGUUUCAUUCUGGAAGAGAGGUUUGCACUACCAGUUCGUCAGUGUGCCUUUCAGCUUUCUUGCGAAAACAAGUGAAUUGUCAGAAGGACCACCAACUACUCGAACGAAACUUGACGACGACAAGAACACGAGAACUAUUUAUAUUCAUCCCAAGAGAGGAAACCAAAGAGAAUAUUAAAAGCCGUCCAAACUCCUACUAACGACAAAAACCAAACAUGUCCUUCAGAAAUCACUUUGACAUGAUCAGCUUAAAUGAACCCGUGACCCAUAAGGCCAAAUUCUGGCAGUCGUAUGUGCGAGCACUGAAAGGCACAGAAGACAUGCGGGCUGAUGAUGGGAAGCUGAGGCUGAGACCGAGGGCCCUCUCCGAAUUUCCCUCUGACUUUGGACGAUCAGCAUUUGACGACAGGUAUGCUGACCCCAACUCCAGGAUCUCCACCCCCGGAUACCGUUACAUGCCAAUUUCUCGGGAAACUUAUGGCUACUCACCAAGACCAAUUUAUGGAACUGACCGACCCCGAUAUGUUCCGAGACCAUUCUCGGUCCCACCAGAGGAUUUCAACAAGGAGACAAGUCCCUACUACGGGGACAUGGCGUCCCCAUUUGCAAGGGACGCUACUCCGCUGGCAAGGGCAACUUCUCCUUUUCUGAAGGACACGACGCCCUUCAUACCAGAAACACCAGUCCCUUCUGCUUACUACCCUCGCUCCUACUACACGCGGCCUUACAGCCGAUCAGUCACACCCUCCCUCCAAGUCCCCAGUUACUCGUACGGCGAGGGGCUCCCCUUGUACGCCAACCGGUUGGGGCCUCGUCGUCCCUACAGCGACCUUUAUAACCCGUCCCCGUAUAUCCCGAUUUCCGCGGUGACUCGUGACCCAUGGUGGUACGACAUUAACGGGCUGCGACCCUACUCGUCCUACCCGCGCUACCCCUCUGCCCUCCGGACAAGCUACCUGUCACCUGUGAAGAACAGAUACCUGUGGACCAGGCACCCCAUGCGAUACCUCUAAAUUCAAGAAGCAGGGAAUAAUGUGUUCAUUUGUGGCCGGACUCCGAGUUUGGUAGACGACGACACCAUUCUUUAUGGACGAUAUAAAGUUCUUUAUUAAGCUUUUCCUAUAUUAGAACAAAUCAAAGCUUCAAUAAAUCCAAUCAAUUUCAAACAAAAUUCUCGCUCCGUAUAUUUUAUGAAAAAUUACAAAUGCAAUAUAUAAAUUAUAUAAUGCUACAUUAUCUUUGUUUAAUUAUGAUUAAGGAAAAAAAGAGUUAAUAAUGAGAUGAGCAUUAAUGGCAAUCCCCAAGUAAAUGUGCCACGUAUAUGAAAUUGUGUAUAAACCAGAACGAUGUCAAACAACUUGAUCGGUAUGUGUAUAUAAUAUAUAUUAAUAUAACGAAAAAAAUAAAUUUAUCCCGUGAUGCAAUAUCACAGGGCACACAUUAA
Messenger RNA from Folsomia candida, 1497 nucleotides. RefSeq lists its product as uncharacterized. The record is from RefSeq and is a predicted model, not a curated record. Bases 269 to 1066 code for a protein of 265 amino acids. Lineage: Eukaryota; Metazoa; Arthropoda; Collembola; Entomobryomorpha; Isotomidae. The transcript has 7 exons.